Molecule: messenger RNA, 1140 nt
Organism: Adineta ricciae
Lineage: Eukaryota; Metazoa; Rotifera; Eurotatoria; Adinetida; Adinetidae
Source: the annotation of a GenBank genome assembly
AUGCAAGCACUCUUCGCCAGUGCGCCAGUGCAAUGGCCAACAUUUGGUGGUAAUACAGCACAUACUGGAUUCAUCCCUAUUGAUUUGAAUAUUGAACAAGUCAUGGAUGUAAACAAAUUGGUUUGGACACGUAAUUUGACUACUGAACUCUCUUAUAGUACCAUAUUUGCUAAUACUUUACUGGUAACAAGUACCAACAGUUUUACCAAUGUGAGCAAAUUAUUUGUUCUGAAUGCUUUAACAGGUUAUAUGAUUCAUACAAUUAAUUUAACUGCUGCAGACAGUAAUGAACCUGCAAUUGGAAGAUAUGAAUACAUGGCUUAUGUCCAGACCAUUGGUACUGUACGAGGAAUCUAUUUACAAGCUAUCAAUUUGAUUACAGGUGAUAUCCAAUGGACUGCAGUGGCUGAUACUCAAGGGUCUAAGUAUCCAUAUGGAACAACACCUGGAUCAAAAUAUAUUUAUAUGCCGGGUGGUGUAUACAAUGAAGAAUUAUAUGCUGUUGAUCCGUAUAAUGGUAGUAUUAUUUAUCGUGCCCAAGUUUUUCCUCGUACUUUCGCUUGUGACUGGUGGACUCCGACUGUGUACAAUAAGAGAAUAUUCAUUCAUUCACAACCAGGUCAGGGAACUUUAGGUGGCUUUGGAGAAAUUAAUCCAGAUACUGGCCCUGAACUUUGGAGUAUUGUAUUAAAUAAUACAUGGGAUGGAUAUUCAACGUAUUGGGAACCUGUCAUUAUGAAUGAUGUGGCCUUGGUUUCUACUCGUCAAGAAUCUUUUUCCCUGCAGUUUCAUGGGCUGCAUGUUCCUCCCAUUGUAAAAGGAUCAUUCCAAGAUUAUACUCCAUCCACAGAUGGUGUAUCAGCUUAUUUUACCUGUAAAGAUGGAAUACAUCAAGUUUUAAUUAGAAGCGGUAAGCUACAACGACUCUUUGCUUGCAAAAAUUGUGCUGGGCAACCGAUUGUCACAAACCAUCAUUUGAUCAUCAGUAGCAAUGGUAAUGGAACGAUUAUAUUUAAUAAGGAAUCUGGUCAAAUAUCGAUGCAAGUAGAAGAAACCGGUAAUUUAGCGGUCCAUCCCCAGGCGAAAAUAUUAUACAUUAUAAACUCGGAUACUGGCAUGGUUGUGGCCUAUGCAAUCUAA